Molecule: messenger RNA, 2294 nt
Organism: Chroicocephalus ridibundus (black-headed gull)
Lineage: Eukaryota; Metazoa; Chordata; Aves; Charadriiformes; Laridae
Product: oocyte zinc finger protein XlCOF6-like
Exons: 3
Coding region: 151-2286 (711 amino acids)
Biological process (GO): regulation of transcription by RNA polymerase II
Cellular component (GO): nucleus
Molecular function (GO): DNA-binding transcription factor activity, RNA polymerase II-specific; RNA polymerase II cis-regulatory region sequence-specific DNA binding
Source: RefSeq, a predicted model, not a curated record
UGGAAGGGCAGGCAGCGGCUGGCAGGGAAGUGAAGUUCUGCCCCUCAUUUCUUCCUGCAAACGCUGUGCUUGGCAGGGAGCAUCCGUCCUCGCUGCGCCUCCGGCCAAGCCUGGUGUCACGGUGCCGUGCCUUGCAGCUUCUUGCCGCAGAUGUCGGUGACGUUCGAGGACGUGGCCAUCUACUUCUGCCCCGAGGAGUGGGCCGAGCUGGCGGGCUGGCAGCGGCGGCUCUACCGGGAGGUGAUGCUGGAGAACUACCAGGCGGUGGCCUGGCUGGGCUGGUGCGCCGUCAAGCCGGAGAUCAUCUGCAAGAUGGAGCGAGAAGAGACGCCGUGUGUGCCAGAGUGCCCUGGGGCGCGGCGGAGGCACCGCAGCCCUGAGCCAGCAGACGGUGACGUCCCGAUGCGGAGGGAGGAUGGGGAGGUCCCCGGGGGGCUGCCAGACCCCACCACCCUGCUCCCGGGGAUGCCUGAGCAGGAUGGGAGGCAGUGGCAGGUCCUCCCAGCAAAGCUACUGCUGGCCCAGCCUCUCCAUGGCCCUGCAGCCCCCAACAGACGCCACACCUGCACCGAGAGUGCGAAGAGCUUCCGCAAGAGCCAGGACCAGAAGAAGCUCCAGCAGAUGCACGUGGCAGCACGGCCCUUCUGCUGCCGGCAGUGCAGCCGCCGCUUUCGGCUGAAGCAGUUCCUGGUGUCCCACCAGAAGUUGCACGGUGGGGAGAAGCCCUUCAGCUGUGCCGACUGUGGCAAGUGCUUUGCUCAGAAGCAUCACCUGCUGAUCCAUCGGCGCAUACACACCGGCGAGAAGCCCUUCACCUGCAGCCACUGCGGCCACCACUUCAGGCAGAAGUACCACCUGGUCCGCCACCAGAGCAUCCACACCGGGGAGCGCCCCUUCAUCUGUUCCCACUGCCCCAUGACCUUCAGGCAAAAGACGGCUCUCACCAUCCACCAACGGGUGCACACCGGGGAGCGCCCCUUUGCCUGCUCCCAUUGCCCCAUGGCCUUCAGGGCCAAGAAGACCCUGACUGUCCACCAGCGGGUCCACACUGGGGAGCGCCCCUUUGCCUGCACCCACUGCCCCAAGGUCUUCAAGAGCCAGACGGCUCUCACUGUCCACCAGAGCAUCCACACCGGGGAGCGUCCCUUCGCCUGUGACCGCUGCCCCAAGGCAUUCAGGGAGAAGAACACCCUCACCGUUCACCAGCGGGUCCACACUGGGGAGCGCCCCUUUGCUUGCGCUCGCUGCCCCAAGUCGUUCAAGGACAAGAGGGGCCUCACCGAGCACCAGCAGGUCCACACCGAAGAGCGACCCUUCACCUGCACCCACUGCCCCAAGGCCUUCAGGCACAAACAGUCCCUCGCCGUCCACCAGCGGGUCCACAGCGAGGAACGCCCCUUCUCCUGCGACAGCUGUCCCAAGGCCUUCAAAGACAAGAAGGCCCUCACCAUCCACCAGCGGGUGCACACUGGGGAGCGCCCCUUCACCUGCGCCCGCUGCCCCAAGGCCUUCAAGGACAAGAAGACCCUCACUGACCACCAGCGGGUCCACACCAGGGAGCGCCCUUUUGCCUGCACUUACUGUCCUGAGGCCUUCAGCAACCAGUCGGCCCUCAUCAUCCACGAGAGCAUCCACACUGGGGAGCGCCCCUUCGCCUGCACCCACUGUCCCAAGGCCUUCAAGGACAAGAGGACCCUCACCGGCCACCAACGCAUCCACUCUGGGGAGCGCCCCUUUGCCUGCCCCCACUGCCCCAAGGCCUUCAGGAACAAGACGGCCCUCACCGUCCACCAGCGGGUUCACACUGGGGAGCGCCCGUUCGCCUGUGCCUACUGCCCCAAGGCCUUCAAGCAGAAGCAUGCCCUCACCAGACACCAGCGGGUCCACAUUGGGGAGUGCCCCUUCGCCUGCAACCACUGCCCCAAGGCCUUCAAGGACAAGUUGACCCUCACCAAACACCAGUGGGUCCAUACUGGGGACCACCCUUUCUCCCGUGACUGCUGCCCCAAGGCCUUCAUGGACAAGAAGAUCCUCGCCACCCACCAGAGGAUGCACAGUGAAGAGCACCCAUUCUCCUGUGCCCACUGCCCCAAGCCCUUCAGCGACAAGCAGGCCCUCACCAUCCACCAGCAGGUCCACACCGGGGAGAAGCCCUACAAGUGCAGUGCGUGCAGCAAGACCUACAGCCAGAAGCAUCACCUGAAUUGCCACCAGAGGAUGCACCGGGAUCUGCCGGUGGUGCCAGAGUGUGACCCGCCGGAGGAGGUGCAUCUGUCCCUCGUGUGAGGGCGAGC